Molecule: messenger RNA, 452 nt
Organism: Raphanus sativus (radish)
Lineage: Eukaryota; Viridiplantae; Streptophyta; Magnoliopsida; Brassicales; Brassicaceae
Product: defensin-like protein 2
Exons: 2
Coding region: 42-284 (80 amino acids)
Biological process (GO): defense response
Source: RefSeq, a predicted model, not a curated record
ACACAUACAUAUACAUUAAAAACUAGGAAUUAGUAGUGAUCAUGGCUAAGUUUGCUUCCAUCAUUGUCCUUCUCUUCGCUGCUCUUGUCGUUUUUUCUGCUUUCGAAGCACCAACAAUGGUGGAAGCACAGAAGUUGUGUCAGAGGCCAAGUGGGACAUGGUCAGGAGUCUGUGGAAAUAAUAACGCAUGCAAGAAUCAGUGCAUUCGACUUGAGAAAGCACGACAUGGGUCUUGCAACUAUGUCUUCCCAGCUCACAAGUGUAUCUGUUAUUUCCCUUGUUAAUUCCAUAAACUCUUCGGUGGUUAAUAGUGGUGCGCAUUUUACAUAUAAUUAAUAAGUUUGUGUCACUAUUUAUUAGUGACUUUAUGACAUGUGCCAGGUAUGUUUAUGUUGGUUUGGUUGUAAUAUAAAAAAGUUUACGGAUAUAAUAAGAUGAUAAUAAGAUGAUAA